Messenger RNA from Rotaria sordida, 1893 nucleotides. The record is from the annotation of a GenBank genome assembly. Lineage: Eukaryota; Metazoa; Rotifera; Eurotatoria; Philodinida; Philodinidae.
AUGUCACACCGAGUCAAUAUUCGAACUGUUACCGGAAAUAAGCAUAGUCCAUUACUAGCAAGUAAAUUUCAACGUGUACAAAAUCGAGCUGCAGCUAUCUGGGAUGCAUGGAAUGAAGAUGGACAUGGUCUUGCUUUAGAAUUAGUGGCUCAUCUACACAGAAUCUCAGCUGAACAAAUCUAUUAUGAUAUUUAUGGAAAUCCAUCAGAUGUUGAUAAACGAUUUGGUAUUGAAGAUUCGACGAAAUUGGAACGUACUCUGCACGUAUGCCUGCAAGAAAUUGAGGAAGGAAUUGAUUCAUCCUUAGUAUCUGUUGCUAACCAUGUACCGUUUUAUCUUAUACAUCAACUUCAAGAUCCAAGGGACAUCAAAACAUUGGCUAAUGACUUUCUUCGAAAAAUGAACAACAAACUCAGAGAAGUUCAACAGGAACAUCGUCAACAGUUGUUUGAAUCUAUCGAUCGUAUGGUCAGAUCUAGUACUUAUAUGACCAACAUAUGUCCAUCAACGGAUACAAUACAUUCAUAUCAAAUAGAAAGUCAAAAUGUAAUACCAGCACAAACAGAAAGUACAUUUGGAAAUGCACAAAGUCAUCAACAAAAUAUUCAUUCUGAAUCAUUAACGAUUUCUACCAAUGAUAAACAAACAGUUAAUAAACAUUCAAUGCGACCAUAUCAUCGAACUUCAAUAUCUUCAUUUUCGGACUUGAUGAAUUGGACUUAUUUAAACCAACAUGGUAUCGGUCUUGAAAAUUGUGGACGAAAAAAAACUGAACAAAAUAUAUGUUAUUUGAAUGCCAUAAUUCAAUGUUUAGCCAAUACUGCUCCAUUUGCACAAUGGUUACUUUGUGAUGCUAAUGAUGAUCAAUGCCAACUGAAGAUUGAUCAUCGAUUUUGUUCUGUUUGUGAAUUACAAUCUAUUUUCACUGCCAUUCAUAUGUAUACUAAUCGUAACGACCAUUGUGAUCUUUUUUCAACUUUGUCACAAGCAACUGCUGAGCCUUUGGCUCGUCGAAUUCAUGAAAUUUCUUCUGUUUUUGUCAUUGGUCGACAAGAAGAUCCAUCUGAACUAUUUCACCAUCUUCUUGCUCAUAUGACCGAAUGUCUGUCACCCAUCCAUUCGAAUCCAAACAUUAAUUAUUUGUCAACAGUUAUUCAAGAUUUAUUUGGUGUACAAUUGCGAUCAUUGGUAGUUUGUAGCCGGUGUCGAAAUGUAACAUCAACUGAAUGUUGGGAUUCAAUGUGGAGUAUUUCCAUCAAUUCACAAGGAACUCUUUGUCAAUUUCUUACUGAUUUUUGUAAACCGGAAUUAUUAUGUGGUAAGAAUGCUUAUCAGUGUUUACAAUGUAAUCAAUUAGUACCAGCAACAAAAUCUUAUCAUUUAAUUAAAGCUUUACCUCUUAUUACUAUUCAUUUAAAACGAUUUGUCUAUGAUCGACGAACAAAUACAACUAGUAAAAUCAAAACAUUCAUUUCUUAUUCAGCAUUACUUGAUCUGACUCCAUAUUUUGACAAAAAAAAUCACGAUUCGAAUACAGUAAAUAGUCAAAAUACUUCUUCUAUUUAUGAAUUAUACGCUGUCAUUGUCCAUCUUGGUGAAGAAACAACAAGUGGUCAUAUAUAUGCCUACAUUCGAUCACCUGAUGCUCUUUGGUAUAAGGCAAACGAUAAAACUAUUACACCAGUGGAUAUUAACCAAGCUCUUACUAAUAAAGAUGCAUAUAUGCUAUUCUAUUCAAAAGUAACAGAAGACAAGCUUGUCUUCAAUGAGAUUAUACUUAACUCCAACAUAACAUCAUUAUCAAAAAAAGAUUCUCCAUUUUCAACUUUAUCUUCACUUCAAACUCACGAAAAUAAGGAAACCACUAAUCAUCAAGAUUUGGUAAGUUUAUAA